AUGGAAGACUAGAAAAUGUAGUAGGAGAUUGUUUAAGAAAAGCCAUCUAGGGUGAAACUUCUUUGGGAAAAACUGCGCCAAGAUUUUUAAUAAGGUAGAUUCCUAGAGAUAGGUUAGAAAAAAAUGAGAGAAAGUGAUAAAAAGAGACUUAUAAAAAAGUAGAGAUUAAUCAAAUAUGCAAAUAUUUAAGAAAGAAGAUAGGAUGUUGUAUUCGAUUGCUUGUAGUUUAUAAAUAUGCUAAGAAAAAAAUUAGAAAGAGACAGAUAAGAACAGCUUCAGAUUGAAUACUUAAGAAAUGCUUAGGUUUAAAGGCCAAGAAAUAAUUAAAUGAUAAAUAAAUAUAGCUAAAUAUCUUAACAUUAAAAGGAAACAUAUGAUAAUAAUUUUGAGGACUUUACAGAGAUAGAAAAUUACAUAGAGUUUUAACAGCAAAAAAAUAUUUUAGAUAGAUUAGAGAAAAAGGAACUUUGUUUACUUUAAGGAAAUGAAUAAAAUAGUUCAUUAAGUUUUAGCUAGUCUAUUAAUUUAGCCUUCAACAGUGUUGCUGCGACUUAGUAAAAGAGAGUCUUCCCAUUUGAAAAUUAUAUACCUACUUUUAAAGAGAACGAUCUCAAUUAACUAAUAAUUGAAGAUUAAUGUCUUGAAAUAGAUGAAGAAAUAUCAAAUUUUAAAUAAUAAAUUUUAUGUUUUACAUAGCAUAAUGAUUAAAUGUUUGGCUUUGCUCUUUCUAAUGGCAUAAUUAUAGUUAAGGAUAUUGUUUCUUAAAAGAUUUACGAGGUGAGUUGCUUUGCAAACUAUUGUCUCAAUAAUAAGCAUGCUAAAGCUCAAGAUAUAGUUUGUCUUUAGUUUACUCCUGAUUUUAGACAUAUUAUGGCUUGUCAUAGAACUGGAGCUAUUAGUAUGUAUGAUUUUAAGUAUAAUAAAAUGGUUUACUAUAUUAAAAACCUCUUCAAGUACAGCUCUAACGAAAUCGAAGAGAUGAACUAAAGCAACCUGCUAAUUAUUGACUUUAAAGUAAUUGCUUAGAUCUCAGCGAAAGAUGAAGUUUAUAUAAUUGCUAUUAAUGCAAGAGGAGACAGUGCUCUUAUUAAAAUUUUUAAGGGUUUUUUGUCUUUUGAAUAAUAAGUUGUUUUUUUGAUGCAAAAAUAGUUGUUUCCUAUAACUUCAAUUAAUGUUCUCAGUAAACUUAUGCAAUAAAAAUACUUUUAAUACGAUUAUGAUAGAGAAGACGAUUUUAUAGUUGGACUUUCAAGUCCAGAAAAGUUAUUUAUUAUUAGAAUUAGAUUGUAAAAAAUGAAAGCUAAACCUAUGUUUAAGUAUGUCGAAAAGAUGGAUACAAUCAUUAAAAAGGUAAAAAAUAGUUUUCUGUGGAGUGAAAUUAAGGUAGGCAAAGAAAACUAGCUUAUGUUUUUAGUUUCAUUUACCAACUUCUUAUACGUUGGGAUAUUGUCUAAGCACUAAGAAGAGUCAAUUAAAGACUAUGGCAAAAUGAAAAUAAGGAAUAAAUAUUCAUUUGAACUAAAAAGGAGAAUAAGACAUUACACUAGUAUCAAAUUUAUUGGAGCAUUAUACAAAAAUAUUGUUUUGAUCUGUGACUUUAACGAUUAAUUAUUCUUAAUAAAUACAACUGAUUUUAGAUCGAGUUUUCUUAAAUUCAUAAGUCUUGUCUCAAUCAGUUCGUUUAAAAUGAAAUUGCCAUAGUUAGAAAUCAAACCUACAGUUUAUGAUUUAGAUUCUUAUUAACUGAAAGCUUAAAAAACAGUAAAAUAAUAAUAAGAACUUAGCAUAAAAUAAACUGCCAUUAAAGAUUAAGAUUAGUUAAUUAAAUCAUAGUCACUUAAAAAUUCUUAAUCUGAAGUUAUUAUCAAUGAGUCUAAAACAUAAAUAAUAUAUUCAAACAGUGUUAGCUUUUCAAUUCUAUUAUAAAAGUGCUAUAUUUUAUUAGAAAAUAAUAAAUCUGACUCAAAACGUUCCCAAUUUGCUUGCAUUAAUUUAGUUUCUUGGAGAGCAACUUUGGAAGAACUUUUAAAAUAAGGAGAAUACCUAAAUGCUAUGUCUUUCUUACAUAUUAUAUAUUCAGGCUAUCAUAAAUUUGCUCAUAAUGGUUUAUAAAAAUUUGAUAUAAAAGAUUUGUUGGUCCCAUAAAUAGAAAGAACAGCUUUAAAUUAUACAGAUAAGCUGCUAAAGUAGUUAAGGGAAGAAUAAGUUUCUUAAAAUUUUGGAUAAAGUGCUUUCUCUGUAAAAGAAGAAAAAGCAUAGUCGUCUCAUUCCUCUUUUGCAUCAAUUUAAAUGGUUUCUAAUCAAUCAAACUAAUCUGCUUUUUGUGAUAUCCAUUUCCUUCCUGAGCAUGACAGAUUGAUAUUUGCCAUGGAAUUUUUAGUAAACUGCCAACUAUAAGAAACUAUCUUCUACGAUAUACGUUAAAGUUGUGGAAAAAUAUUAGGAAAUAUGGAUUUUUUUAUAGAGUGUCUUGAGCCAUUUAUUCUUGAAGGAAAAAUAACAAAUAUACAUAAUGAUGUGAUAACUGAUAUUAUAGAUUACUAUUAAUCAAGAGGAAAUUUAAGGAUUAUUUAGUAGAUACUGACUAGUCUUGAUCUUGAAAAUUUAGAUAUCAAACCUUUAGUAUAGCUAAGCAUGGAGAAGUAAUUAAUUACAGCACUGAUUUAUUUAAGUACUAGGUCUACAAAUCCUGAUUUCAUAUCACCAUUGAUGAUAUUUUGGAAUUAAUUUGUUGCUUCCUUGCGUAAAUGGGAAGAAAAGAAUAAAGGUAAAUAAAAAAGCUUUAUUAUGGACCCCUCUCUACUAAAUCCUGAAGAGAAAGCUGCAGCCAUUUAUGAUCCUUCAAGCUCAUUAAUUAGAGAAAUAGAUCCAGAAGAAAACGAUUUUCUAAAAGAAUAGCUGAUAUUGAGUCUUCUUUAAGACCCUCUGAAAAUCAAGUGUGAAUAUUUUGGUCUUAGAGCUUUGUGGUAUUUCCGCUUAUGCAUUCAAUAGAAACUUAUUGAUGGAGAAUAUAUAAAUGACAAUGAUUAUAAAUAAGUAGUCUUAACUUUUGAGUCUUGGAUUUCUUUUCCUCAAAAUAUUAAAGUUUGUCUAUAAAGAUGGCCUCAGGUGUUUUUCUAAGUAUUAGCUGUUUUCUUUUCUGAAAAACCUUUGAAAAUUAUUGAUGAAGAUUAAACAAAACUCAAAUAAAUCCUAAGGGACUUAAAUGUCCAAAAUUUAUGGGAACAAACUGCUGAAUUCUGUACAAAUAAAAAAGUAUUUUAUUCAGAAGUACUUCUCCGAUAAAUCAUUGCAAUUACUCUUGAAAUAGAUUCACAAUUCAAUUUUGUAACGAGGUCUACACUCCCACGUAACACUUAUGAAGAUGUUACUUACAUUUAAAAAUCUAUCAAUACUGAUAUAGAUGGAUCUGAUGAAUAAGAUCUAACAGCGUACUAACUUUUGGUGGAGAAAGCUCAUCCCUCAGAGUUUGAUGGAAGACUAAAUUUACGUAGGUCUAAUCUUUUGUCAAGUUUUUAUUUAUUUUUAGCAAAUAUGAUUUACCAAUCUUAAUGCAGCUACAGCUCAAAUUAUCUUGUUGGUUUAUUUAAAUUCAAAAAAGAAAAAGUUGUUGAUAUAGUUUUCUAUUUGUCUUAGUACCCUAAAACCUUAGAUAGAUUGGAAUUUCCUUAAGAAGAGUUACAAAAGUAAGCUAAAAUAUAUUCUGAAGGUAGAGAUGAUAAAGUUGAUUUUAGAGAGCUUUCAUAGCUAUUGAGAAGUGAAUUUUUACUUAGUUUAAUUAAAUAUAUUUUAGAUGUGAUUGGAAAAGAUAAUGGUUAGAUGUAGCUUUUAUCUUAACUCCUUGACCUAACUGAAUUUGCUACAGCCAGAAGUCAUAUUUUAUUUUUAAGAGGACACUAUCACAGAGCUAUAGACUCAUACAUAUAAUCAUCUAAUAAAACUAUGAGUCGUUUAAUUUUUGACUGGAUGUGGUAAAAUUUGACAGAAAGUAGAAGCGAAGAUCCUAAAAAAUAUGAAAUGCUUAAAGAUAUAAUGAGAGUAAAGUUACCCGAUUUUAUUAAAAUUGAUUCUGAAAGGACUCACCAGCUCUUUCAAAAGUUUUUGAAUGAUGCAGAGCACGAUAUCAUUUCUUAACUUGAGAACAAUCCUAAUUUACAACUUCUUUACAUUUAGAAUGUGAUUAAGCAAUACAAAUUGAAACUUAAGUCUAAUCCUUAACUAAUUGAAUCACUAAAAGUUGAUAAGGGUAUUUUGAUUCUAAACAUUAAGCUUAUGUGCUAAUUGAAUAAGCCCGAAGAUGAUGUACUAAAUGAAAUUACUAGCUUAGAUUUUUAUCCAUUCGAAGAUAUUCUAAAAAUUUGUCUCGAGAAGUAAUAUCUUGAAGUGUGCACCUUUAUAUAUUUGAGAAUGGGUCUAUAAGAAUAGGCUUUAAAGUCACAAAUAAAAAUGUUAGAUAACUCUCUCUAUUAGUAUAAAAAAUACUUAGAAGAUUUCUAUCAAAGGAUGUAGAAUAUGCCAACAAAUACAUUCAUUAACAAUCCAUUGAAUGUAUUCAUGAGCGAUUUAAUGGGUGGUAGAAAUCAAUCUACUCAUUUUGAUAAUAUAGAAAAUAACGAAGAAGGAGAAAUUCGCUAGACUGGAGUAAGCAUUUCUAUUUAAAGAACGGAAUCAUAAACUUUUAACUAAUCUUACAAUAUUUCAGACGUAAAUUAAAUGCAAAUGAAUGCUAAUGCUUCAAACGAAAAAAUAUAGCAAUUUACAAAAUAAAUUAAUUGUAGAAUGCAAAAAAUGUUUGAUAUAUGCACUCUACAUAAAUAAACAGAUAAUUCUGAUUCUUGGUUUUUGCUGUUAGAUUUGUUAGUUUAAAGUUGUAAAAAAUUCCCUGAUAUAGAUACAAAGGACUCUCUGAUAAAUCUACGUAAAAUAUUUUCUCAAUCUAUAGGAAGUACUAUAAUGCAAAUUGCAGAUAAUGUAGAUAUGGAUAGGUUUUUAGAUAAGCUGAGAAGCAGCUAUUCUGAUAUCAGCAUAACAGAUCUAAAGGAUACUUUUAGAUAGCUAUUAUAAAAUAGCAUUGAUUCUUAUUAAGUCCUUUAUAAUUGUCUGAUUUACAUUUAAUAGGAUUUAACAAAUUAGAUGUAAUCUGGAUCAGAAAAGUUUUUAAAAGGAACUUUCUCGUUUAGCCACUGCUCAACUUGUUUUGAUUAACUCAACUCAAUGGAUAAAGUUAAAAGAAAAAUAAGGAAAUAAAUUAUUUAAAAAAGCGAGCUUCAAACAUCCAGUUCUGCUAAUUCAAGCUUAUCUACUUCAGUUGAUGAUUCAUCUUUUAUUCAAAAUAAUGAAGAAGAUGAGGAUUCUGGCUAGAUAAUUAUUUUUAAUUGUGGACACUCAUAUCAUAAAGAAUGCUACUUUAGAUAGAAAAAUUUGAGAAUUUGCUUGGAAUGCAUAAGAGCUAAGAAUUAGCUAUACUUUUUGAUUAUAUCAAGAUAGGAUAUUGACAUUAACAAACUUAAUUUAUUCAUUAGAAAAUAACUAGAAUUAUUAUAAGAAAGAUUAGAAUCGAAUAGAAGAUCUUCAGAUUUAAGUUUGAGCAGGAACAAUAGCUACUUUGAAACUGUUAAAAGCGUUGUGGAAGAAGAAACAAAAGAAAUUUAAAAGUUCAACAAAUUAAGAAGAAUUAAAAAAUUAAAAAAUUUUGAUAAAAUGAUUGAAUAAAAAUAUUCUUUAUUUGAAAAAGACCCUGUUGUUAAAAAAUAAAAAUACACUUCUUGA
Messenger RNA from Tetrahymena thermophila SB210, 5769 nucleotides. RefSeq names its product corvet complex core vacuolar protein. The record is from RefSeq and is a predicted model, not a curated record. Gene Ontology annotation, molecular function: protein binding. Gene Ontology annotation, biological process: protein targeting to vacuole; endosomal vesicle fusion. The transcript has 4 exons. Gene Ontology annotation, cellular component: late endosome; HOPS complex. Lineage: Eukaryota; Ciliophora; Oligohymenophorea; Hymenostomatida; Tetrahymenidae.